AUGAAAGAAAAGAAAGGAAUGUUGAUGAAGAAAGUUAUGGAAAAAAUCAUAGAAGAAAUGAGAGUAGAGAAAGAAAUUGUGAAGAUUGCAGAAUUACGUAUGGAAAUGUCAGAAUUAACAAGAGAAGUAGAAGAACUUCGUUCUGAAAAAGAAGCUUCUCAUCAGUUUGAUGGUUGGAGAAACCAAACAAGGACACAAUAUUCCUUGUCUCCCGAUCCAUCGUCAGCCAGAUAUCCAAACGUCAGAAAACAUUUGGAGCUAAUGAAUCAUGAAUAUAAAAAGGCUUUCUGGAAAAAAGAGAAAUGGCAAAGCGGAUUUCAGCACAUGGUAAAUAUUAAGGACCAGAAACUCGUAGAUUUGCAACCUUUAGUACCAUGGGACGACUGGGUUGAAGGCUUAGAGGCAAUUAUUGAUAACUCGGGAUAUCAUUUGGACGAAAUUUCUGAAUCGAAUACUGAGAAAAUUCAAAACGUUUUACGAUAUGCUGAUAUGAUAAAGGAAAGUAUUCAGAAUAUAAAAAUUGGAAGGAAGAGGUGGUAUGACGAUCAAUUAUAUAUAGAGAAUGAUUUCAAGUCACCUCGUAAUGCACCAGCGUGGGCAAUUUCAUCUUCCUAUCAUUCUGGAUAA
This is a messenger RNA of Rhizophagus irregularis DAOM 181602=DAOM 197198, 627 nucleotides long. NCBI's taxonomy places the organism in Eukaryota, Fungi, Glomeromycota, Glomeromycetes, Glomerales, Glomeraceae. The record is from RefSeq and is a predicted model, not a curated record.